AUGACAACGUUGAGAUCGAGUUGGCAUUCAAGGCUUCGUCAACUUCUAUCCAACGAAGGCGCCAUUGGUCCAUCUAUCAAACUUGAUUCCGAACCUCCUCAUAAGAUCAAAGCUUUCAUUGAGAAGGUCAUCCAAUGUCCAUUACAAGAUAUAGCUUUACCUCUCUCUGGCUUUUGGUGGGAAUACAAUAAGGGGAAUUUUCAUCACUGGAGGCCACUGUUGCUUCAUUUUGAUACAUACUUCAAGACAUACUUGUCAUGUCGAAAUGACCUUACUCUGUCAGAUAAUCUAGAAGACGACAUCCCAUUACCUAAACAUGCAAUUCUACAAAUACUACGGGUGAUGCAAAUAAUAUUUGAAAACUGUCCAAACAAGAGUACAAUUGAUGGUUUAGAGCACUUCAAGCUUUUACUUGCCUCAACAGAUCCUGAGAUUAUUAUUGCGACAUUAGAAACUCUUUCUGCGCUUGUAAAAGUAAAUUCCUCUAAGCUUCAUGGAAGUUCAAAGAUGGUUGGUUGUGGUUCAGUGAACAGCUAUCUCCUGUCCCUAGCGCAAGGGUGGGGAAGCAAGGAGGAGGGCCUUGGGCUGUACUCUUGUGUCAUGGCAAAUGAGAAAGCCCAUGAUGAAGCACCAUGUCCGUAUCCUUCUGAUGCUGAAAAUGGCAGCGACCAUUCCAAUUACCGUGUAGGUUCUACCCUUUAUUUUGAGGUGAACGGACCCUGUGCCCAAAGCAAGGAUCAAAAUGUAGAUACAGUUUCCUCAAGCUUGAGAGUUAUACACUUGCCCGAUAUGCAUUUGUGUGAAGAAGAUGACUUGCCAUUGUUGAAGAGAUGCAUUGAACAGUAUAGUGUUCCUCCAGAGCUCCGAUUCUCAUUGCUCACCAGAAUCAGAUAUGCUCGUGCCUUCCAGGCUCGAAGCAUAAGCAGGCUUUAUAACAAGAUUUGUAUUCUUGCUUUCAUUGUGCUUGUCCAGUCCAAUGAUGCUCAGGACGAGCUUGUUUCCUUUUUUGCCAACGAACCAGAAUAUACAAAUGAAUUGAUUAAAGCUGUACGUUCCGAAAAAACCAUAUCUGGAACCAUCAGGACACUUGCAAUGCUUGCAUUAGGAGCUCAGUUAGCAGCAUAUACGUCAUCUCAUGAGCGGGCAAGGAUUCUUAGUGGAUCUAGUAUCACUUUUACUGGAGGCAAUCGCAUGAUUCUUCUAAAUGUGCUUCAGAGAGCUAUUUUGUCAUUGAAGAGUUCUAAUGAUCCAUCUUCCCUUGCUUUUGUUGAGGCACUUCUUCAGUUCUAUUUGCUACAUGUGGUGUCAACGUCAUCUUCCGGGACUAAUAUUAGAGGGUCUGGCAUGGUACCCACAUUCUUACCUCUACUGGAAGAUUCUGAUCUUGCACACCUUCAUCUGGUUUGUUUUGCUGUGAAAACCCUUCAGAAGCUUAUGGAUUAUAGUAGCUCGGCUGUAUCUUUGUUUAAAGAGUUGGGAGGUAUUGAGCUUUUGGCUCAAAGAUUGCAAACUGAGGUUCACAGGGUCAUUGGUUUAGUUGGAGAAAAUGAUAAUUUGAUGCUCACUGGUGAAAUCACAAGACAUAAUACUGAUAUGCUUCACUGUCAGAAGAGACUCAUAAAAGUGGCCCUUAAGGCACUUGGUUCCGCAACUUAUAACCCUGCUAACCCUACCAGAUCUCAACACUCUAAUGAUGGCCAAUUGCCAGCGACUCUGGUCUCGAUUUUCCAGAAUGUAAAUAAAUUUGGAGGUGACAUUUACUAUUCAGCUGUUACUGUUAUGAGCGAAAUGAUCCACAAAGAUCCUACAUGCUUUUCUGCUCUGCAUGAAAUGGGUCUUCCUGAGGCUUUUUUAUCUUCAAUUGUAUCUGGAAUACUUCCUUCUUCGAAGGCUUUGACAUGCAUUCCAAAUGGUCUUGGGGCCAUUUGUCUUAAUGCCAAAGGCUUAGAGAUUGUCAAAGAAACAUCAUCACUGCAGUUCCUUGUUGACAUCUUCACAAGUAAAAGGUAUGUCUUAGCCAUGAAUGAGGCUAUUGUUCCUUUGGCAAAUUCUGUGGAGGAACUUCUACGACAUGUAUCUUCAUUGAGAGGUACUGGUGUUGACAUUAUCAUUGAAAUCAUCAAUAAGAUUGCAUCCUUUGGAGACGGUAAUGCUACAGGAUCUUCAGAAAAAGCUAAUGAGGGCAGUGCAAUGGAAACUGAUUCUGAAGAUAAGGAAAAUGAAAACCAUUGCUGCCCGGUAGGUUCAGAAGAUUCUGCCACUGAAGGGAUAAGGGGCGAGCAGUUUGUUCAGCUAUGCAUUUUUCAUUUGAUGGUAUUGGUUCACCGGACUAUGGAAAAUGCUGAAACUUGUCGGCUGUUUGUGGAAAGAUCAGGAAUUGAAUCUUUAUUGAAGCUGUUAUUACAACCAGCUAUUGCACAAUCCUCAGAUGGCAUGUCUAUUGCUUUGCAUAGCACCAUGGUAUUUAAAGGAUUUGCACAACAUCACUCCACUCCUCUGGCACGUGCUUUCUGUUCCGCCCUUAGAGAGCACUUGAAGAUAGCGAUAACCGGUUUUGAUGUAGAUCCACGACCUCUGUUACUGGAUCCAAGGAUGGCAACUGAAAACAACACUUUUUCUUCACUUUUCCUGGUUGAGUUCCUUCUCUUUCUUGCUGCUUCAAAAGACAGCCGCUGGAUGACUGCUUUGCUUACAGAAUUCGGAAAUGAUAGCAAGGAUGUUCUUGAAAACAUUGGUCAUGUCCACCGUGAAGUUUUGUGGCAAAUUGCUCUACUUGAAAAUACGAAGCGUGAGAUAGAGGAUGAUGUUGCUAAUUGUUCAACUGAUUCACGACAGGCUGAAGUUGAUGCAAACGAAACUGAAGAUCAAAGGUUCAAUUCUUUCAGGCAGAUUCUUGAUCCAUUACUCAGAAGAAGGACAUCAGGCUGGGGAAUAGAAUCACAGUUUUUUGAUCUUAUUAACCUCUAUCGAGAUUUGGGCCGUGCCACUGGUUCUCCACACCGAACAAAUUCUAUUGGUUCUUCAAACAGGCGGUUGGGUUCCAGUAAUCAGUUGAAUCAGUCAGGGUCUGUGGAUGUUUCUGGGGCUAAUAAUAAGGAGUGUGACAAGCAGAGGACGCAUUAUACUUCUUGUUGUGACAUGGUCAGAUCACUUUCAUUUCACAUUACCCAUCUGUUCCAAGAGUUGGGAAAAAUAAUGCUGCAACCUUCUCGACGACGUGAUGAUAUUGUGAGCGUAAGCCCUGCUUCAAAAUCAGUGGCUUCUACUUUUGCAUGCAUUGCUCUAGAUCACAUGAAUUUUGGUGGCCAUGUAACUGAAGCUUCAAUAUCAACAAAAUGCCGUUAUUUUGGCAAAGUCAUGGAUUUUUUUGAUAUUAUUUUAAUGGAGAGGCCAGAUUCUUGCAAUCCUGUUCUGCUGAAUUGUUUGUAUGGGCGUGGAGUAAUUCAAUCUGUAUUGACCACAUUUGAAGCGACUAGUCAAUUGCUCUUUGCAGUUAAUUGGUCCCAUGCAUCACCUAUGGAAACUGAUGAUGGGAAUGCAAAGCUUGAUGACAAGCAAGAUACAGAUCAUUCAUGGAUUUAUAGUGCUUUAGCUAGCUAUGGUAAAUUUAUGGACCAUCUAGUGACCUCCUCUAUUAUAUUAUCGUCAUCAACAAAGCACUUGCUUGCACAGCCCCUUAUAAGUGGUGAUUCCCCUUUCCCACGGAAUGCAGAGAUAUUUGUGAAGGUCCUCCAGUCUAUGGUGUUGAAGGCAGUGCUUCCAGUUUGGAUUCAUCCCCAGUUUGUUGAUUGUAGCCAUGAUUUUAUUUCAACAGUUAUCUCUAUGAUUAGACAUGUUUAUUCAGGGGUUGAAGUAAAGAAUGUAAAUGGCAACAGCAAUGCUCGUGUUACCGGGCCUCCCCCUAACGAGACAACAAUUUCAACAAUUGUAGAGAUGGGUUUCUCCAGGUCUAGAGCCGAAGAAGCUUUAAGGCAAGUUGGGUCAAAUAGUGUGGAGUUGGCAAUGGAGUGGUUGUUUUCCCAUCCAGAGGACACUCCUGAAGACGAUGAACUCGCCCGUGCACUUGCCAUGUCCCUUGGAAACUCUGAAUCAGACAUAAAGGAUGCUGCAGCAAAUGACAAUGCUCAACAGGUUGACGAAGAGAUGGUCCAACUUCCUCCUGUUGAUGAGCUGUUAUCAACUUGUACAAAACUUUUGCAUAAGGAAUCUCUAGCUUUUCCUGUCCAUGAUUUGCUUUUAAUGAUAUGCUCUCAUGAUGAUGGUAGAUAUAGAUCUAAUGUUGUCACUUUUCUUGUUGACCGGAUCAAGGAAUGUGGAUUGGUUUCUAGUCAUGGAAAUGAUACCAUGCUGGCUGCACUGUUUCAUGUUCUUGCUUUAAUUCUUAAUGAGGACCUUGUAGCAAGGGAAACUGCUUCAAAAAGUGGCUUCAUCAAAAUUGCAUCAGAUAUACUCUAUCAGUGGGAUUCAAGUCUUGAUCAAGGGGAGAAAGGCCAGGUUCCUAAAUGGGUCACGGCUGCUUUUCUUGCAUUAGACAGGCUGCUGCAAGUGGAUGAAAGGUUGAAUUCUGAAAUUGUAGAGCAGUUGAAGAAGGAAGUUGUGAAUAGUACGCAGACCUCACUUACCAUUGAUGAUGAUAAGCAACACAACAUACAGUCUGCAUUGGGCCUGUCUUCCAAGUUUGCUGAUAUACAUGAGCAGAAGAGACUUGUUGAGAUUGCUUGUAGUUGUAUGAAGUACCAACUUCCCUCAGACACAAUGCAUGCGCUUCUCCUACUAUGUUCCAAUCUUACAAGGAAUCAUUCCGUUGCUCUUGCCUUUUUUGAAGCUGGUGGGUUUAGUUCACUUCUUUCCUUGCCAACUAGUAGCCUCUUCUCUGGGUUUGACAAUGUUGCUGCUUCUAUUGUCCGUCAUGUUCUUGAAGAUCCACAAACUCUCCAGCAAGCAAUGGAAUCUGAGAUAAAACACAGUCUUGUGGAUGCUUCCAACCGGCAUCCAAAUGGGAGGGUCAAUCCCCGCAAUUUCCUUUUGAAUUUAGCUUCUGUGAUUUCCCGAGAUCCAAUAAUAUUUAUGCAAGCUGCUCAAUCUGUUUGCCAAGCUGAAAUGGUGGGUGAAAGACCUUACAUUGUCUUGCUGAAAGACCGUGAUAAAGACAAAUCCAAGGAUAAAGAAAAGGAGAGGGAUAAAUCAUUGGAGAAAGACAAAGGACCGAGUACCGAUGGGAAAGUUGUUCUAGGAAGUACAACCACAGCAGCUUCUGGAAACGGUCAUGGAAAAAUUAACGAUUCAAAGGGUGUGAAAAGUCACAAAAAACCUAGUCAAAGUUUUGUAAAUGUGAUAGAGCUUCUUCUUGAGUCUGUAUAUACUUUUGUUGUUCCGCCUUUGAAGGAUGACACUGCCUCAAAUACCAUCCCUAGCUCACCAACAUCAAGUGACAUGGACAUUGAUGUCUCUAUGGUGAGGGGGAAAGGAAAAGCAGUUGCCACUGUGUCUGAACGAAAUGAAACCAAUAGCCAGGAAGCUUCUGCAUCACUUGCAAAGAUAGUAUUUAUUUUAAAACUUCUGAUGGAGAUAUUAUUGAUGUACUCAUCGUCUGUUCAUGUCCUGCUUCGGCGAGAUGCUGAAAUAAGCAGCACUAGGGGAACUUAUCAAAAGAGCCACACUGGUUUAAGUGGGGGUGGAAUAUUCUACCAUAUUCUUCGUAAUUUUCUUCCUUACUUUCGAAAUUCCAAAAAGGACAAAAAAGCUGAUGGUGAUUGGAGGCAGAAACUAGCUACCAGAGCUAACCAGUUUAUGGUGGCUGCAUGUGUUCGUUCUACAGAGGCAAGAAGGAGGAUUUUUACCGAGAUUAGUCAUGUCAUAAAUGAAUUUGUUGAUUCUUGUACUGGUGUUAAGCCACCAGGCAAUGAAAUUCAGGUCUUUGUUGAUCUACUUAAUGAUGUUUUGGCAGCUCGCACACCUUCUGGCUCAAGCAUCUCAGCGGAGGCCUCUUCCACUUUUAUGGAUGCUGGUCUAGUUAAAUCUUUUACUCGUACUCUCCAAGUUUUAGACUUGGACCAUGCUGACUCGUCUAAAGUUGCUACUGGAAUUGUCAAGGCUCUUGAGUUGGUAACCAAAGAGCAUGUUCAUUCAGUUGAUUUGAGUGCAGGGAAGGGUGAUAAUUCAACAAAGCAUUCUGAUCCUAGUCAACAUGGAAGAACAAAUAAUAUUGACCACAUAUCCCAGUCCACUGAAACUUCGUCUCAGGUCAAUCACAACUCCCUUCCAGUUGACCAUGUUGAGUCAUACAAUGCGGUUCAGUCUUAUGGUGAGUCUGAAGCUGUUACUGAUGAUAUGGAACAUGAUCAAGAUCUUGAUGGGGGCUUUGCUGCUGCUGACGGGGAUGAGUACAUGCAUGAGAAUGCUGAAGAUGCCAGAGGACGUGAGGAUGGGAUUGAAAAUGUGGGGUUACGAUUUGAAAUCCAACCCCAUGGCCAAGAAAAUCUUGAUGAUGAUGAUGAGGAUGAUGAUGAUAUGUCUGGAGAUGAGGGUGAAGAAGUGGAUGAAGAUGAUGAGGAACACAAUGAUUUUGAAGAAGACGAUGUCCAUCAUUUACCACAUCCCGACACAGAUCAAGAUGAUCAUGAUGAGAUUGAUCCUGAUUAUAAUGCAUUCUUGAAUGAAGUCGAAGAGGAUGAGGAUGAUGAGGACGAAGAUGGGGUUAUACUUAGACUUGAGGAGGGCAUUAAUGGAAUCAAUGUAUUUGACCAUAUUGAGGUUCUUGGAAGAGAUAAUAAUUUUCCAAAUGAAGCUCUUCAUGUGAUGCCGGUUGAAGUUUUUGGUUCUAGGCGUCCUGGACGGACAACAUCUAUUUACAACCUUUUGGGCAGAACUGGUGAUAAUUCUACACCUUCGCGCCAUCCUCUUUUAGUUGGACCUUCUUCCUCAUUCCACCAGUCUAAUGGGCAACCAGAUCGUACGGCAGAGAACUCGGCAGGUUUGGAUAAUAUCUUUCGAUCACUGAGAACUGGACGUCAUGGACACCGUUCAAACAUGUGGAGUGAAAAUAAUCAGCAAAGUGGCAGGUCAAACACUGGUGUUGUACCACAGGGUCUUGAGGAGUUGCUUGUCUCUCAAUUAAGGCGACCCACUCCUGAAAAGACAUCUGACAACAACUCAAAUGAAGCAGGUGAUAGUAAAAUAGUUAAGAUCAGCCAGAUGCAUGAUUCAGGAGGUUCAGGUAUAGAAACCCCAGUCGAAAGUAAUGCGAUUCCAGAAGGUGGUAUAGUGGCUCCCGCAUCAAUUGAUAACAAUAACAACAAUGCUGAUAACAGACCUGCUGGAAAUAGAUCGCCGCAAGCAGAUGUAUCAAACACUCACUCACAAGCAGUUGAGAUGCAGUUUGAGAAUAAUGAUACAGUUGUGCGGGAUGUUGAAGCUGUCAGCCAAGAGAGUGGUGGUAGUGCGGCAACUUUUGGUGAAAGUCUUCGGAGUCUUGAUGUUGAGAUUGGAAGCGCCGAUGGCCAUGAUGAUGGCGGAGAAAGGCAGGUUUCUGCAGAUAGGAUAGCAGGUGAAUCACAGUCUGCACGGACAAGAAGAGCAAACGCAAACGUGUCUUUUGGUCAUUCUUCUCCUCUAGGCGGGAGAGAUGCAUCUCUCCAUAGUGUUACUGAAGUUUCUGAAAAUUCAAGCCGAGAUGCAGAUCAAGAUGGCCCAUCAGGUGAACAACAGGUGAACAAUGAUGCUGGAUCAGAAACAAUUGAUCCUGCUUUUCUGGAUGCUCUUCCUCAGGAGUUGCGUGCUGAAGUCCUUUCAGCUCAGCCGGGUCAAGUGGCUCAACCAUCGAAUGCCGAAUCUGAAAACAGUGGCGAUAUUGAUCCAGAAUUUCUUGCAGCUCUUCCCCCAGAUAUUCGAGCUGAAGUUCUUGCUCAACAGCAGGCACAGAGGCGACAUCAAUCUCAGGAGCUGGAAGGUCAACCUGUUGAAAUGGAUACAGUCUCAAUAAUUGCAACAUUUCCUUCUGAGUUACGAGAAGAGGUUCUUUUAACGUCAUCUGAUGCUGUCCUUGCCAACCUUACUCCUGCACUUGUUGCUGAGGCAAAUAUGUUGAGGGAGAGGUUUGCACAUCGAUACAGCCGUACCCUCUUUGGAGGGCAUCCUAGAAGCCGGAGAGGUGAGACUUCUAGACACGGUGAAGGUACCGGUUCUGGCCUGGAUGGUGUAGGACGAAGCACUGCUUCGCGCAGGUCUGGUGGAGCUAAGGUCUUUGAAGCUGAUGGAGAGCCUCUAGUUGAGACUGAAGCAUUGCACGGCAUGAUUCGGUUGUUUCGCUUAGUUCAGCCAUUGUAUAAAGGUCAAUUGCAGAGGCUUCUUUUGAAUCUUUGUGCCCAUAGUGAAACUAGAACUUCUUUGGUGAAAAUUCUGAUGGAUUUGCUAAUCCUUGAUGUAAGAAAGCCUUCCAGUCAUUGUAGUACAGUUGAACCUCCAUACAGAUUGUAUGGUCGUCAGAGCAACGUAAUGUACUCACGUCCUCAAUCUUUUGAUGGAGUCCCCCCAUUACUCUCACGGCGAAUACUUGAAACUCUCACAUAUCUUGCUCGUAAUCAUCCAUAUGUGGCAAAAAUGUUGCUUCAGCUUAGGCUCCGUCGUCCUGCAGCAAUAGACCCAGAUAGGGCUGAUAUUGCACGUGGCAAAGCUGUGAUGGUUAUUGAAGAUCAAGUAAACAUAGGUGAAAACGAUGAAGAAUACAUAUCCAUUGCAAUGCUUUUGAGUCUCUUGAAACAACCUCUUUAUUUGAGGAGCAUAGCCCAUCUCGAACAGUUGCUAAAUUUACUGGAUGUCAUCAUCGAUAGUGCUGCAGGCAAGUGUAGUUCAUCUGACAAAUCCCAUGUAUCUACAGAGCCAGUACCGGGCCCACAAAUUUCUGCAGUAGAGGGAGAUGUAAAUACAAAUUCUGUUGUUUCACCUGGUCUUGAUGCAUGUCCUAAAGUUGAUGAUUCGUCCAAACCCACAUCCUCUGGUAGUAAGGGAUGUGAGACUCAGCAAGUAUUGGGUAAUCUGCCACAAACAGAACUCCAGCUCCUGUGCUCAUUGCUUGCACUAGAAGGUUUGUCGGAUAAUGCAUAUGGUCUUGUUGCUGAGGUAAUGAGGAAAUUAGUGUCCAUUGCUCCAAUUCACUGUCAGCUUUUUGUCUCGCACCUGUCAGGAGCAGUUCGAGACUUGACUUCAUCUGCUAUGGAUGAAUUACGCACUUUCAGUGAAGCAAUAAAAGCUCUUCUUACUACGUCUGCUAAUGGUGCUUCGAUUUUGAGGGUUUUGCAAGCCUUGAGUUCCUUUGUCACCUCGUCGACUGAGAAAGAGAAUGAUGGAAUUUCUCGUGCUCAUUUUGAGUUUUCUGAAAUCAAUUCAGCAUUAGAGCCCUUGUGGCAUGAGCUGAGCUGCUGCAUAAGCAAGAUAGAAUCCUACUCUGAGCCAGCAUCUGAGAUUUUUACACCUUCUACUUCAUCCGUGUCUAAGCCGUCUAGUGCCAUGCCUCCGCUUCCAGCCGGUUCUCAAAAUAUCUUACCAUACAUAGAAUCUUUUUUUGUGGUUUGUGAGAAGCUGCAUCCUGCACAGUCAGGUGCUAAUAAUGACAAUUGUAUUCCUUAUAUCUCUGAUGUUGAAGAUGCCAGCACAUCAGGUACUCAGCAAAAAACAUCUGGAGCUGCUAUGAAAGUAGAUGAGAAACAUGGUGCUUUUGUCAAGUUUUCAGAGAAGCAUAGGAAGCUGCUAAAUGCUUUUAUCAGGCAAAAUCCUGGUUUACUUGAGAAAUCUUUUUCCCUUAUGCUGAAGAUUCCAAGAUUCAUUGAUUUUGACAACAAGCGUUCCUACUUCCGAUCAAAAAUCAAGCAUCAGCAUGACCAUCACCACAGCCCACUAAGAAUAUCAGUAAGAAGGGCAUAUGUUUUAGAAGAUUCUUACAACCAGCUUCGAAUGAGAUCAACUCAAGAUUUGAAGGGAAGGCUGACUGUUCACUUCCAAGGGGAGGAAGGUAUUGACGCAGGUGGGCUUACAAGGGAGUGGUAUCAGUUGUUGUCUAGGGUUAUUUUUGACAAAGGAGCACUGCUUUUUACUACUGUGGGCAAUGAGUCAACAUUUCAGCCAAACCCAAACUCUGUUUACCAGACAGAACAUCUGUCUUAUUUCAAAUUUGUUGGCAGAGUGGUUGGAAAAGCAUUAUUUGAUGGUCAGCUCUUGGAUGUCCAUUUUACACGAUCAUUCUAUAAGCACAUUCUAGGGGCCAAAGUUACAUAUCAUGAUAUUGAAGCUAUUGAUCCGGCUUAUUUCAAAAAUUUGAAAUGGCUGCUUGAGAAUGAUAUCAGUGAUGUUCUGGAUCUCACUUUUAGCAUUGAUGCAGAUGAGGAAAAGUUGAUCUUAUAUGAACGAACAGAAGUGACUGAUUAUGAGUUGAUUCCCGGUGGACGGAAUACUAAAGUUACAGAGGAGAAUAAACAUCAAUAUGUUGAUUUGGUUGCUGAGCAUCGACUGACUACUGCUAUUCGACCUCAGAUAAAUGCUUUCUUGGAAGGGUUCGGUGAAAUAAUUCCGAAGGAGUUGAUAUCUAUAUUCAAUGACAAAGAGCUAGAACUAUUGAUCAGUGGACUUCCCGAUAUUGAUUUGGAUGACUUGAGAGCAAAUACAGAAUAUUCUGGAUAUAGUGCUGCAUCCCCGGUUAUUCAAUGGUUUUGGGAAGUUGUUCAAGGUUUCAGCAAAGAAGACAAGGCCAGGCUGUUGCAGUUUGUGACAGGCACAUCCAAGGUGCCUCUAGAGGGUUUUAGUGCACUUCAAGGAAUUUCAGGAUCUCAAAAGUUUCAAAUACACAAGGCAUAUGGAAGUUCUGAUCACUUGCCUUCUGCUCAUACAUGUUUCAAUCAAUUAGAUUUGCCCGAGUAUCCAUCAAAACAACAUUUGGAAGAGAGGUUGUUGCUUGCAAUUCAUGAAGCAAAUGAAGGAUUUGGAUUUGGCUGA
This is a messenger RNA of Lathyrus sativus (Indian pea), 10983 nucleotides long. NCBI's taxonomy places the organism in Eukaryota, Viridiplantae, Streptophyta, Magnoliopsida, Fabales, Fabaceae. The record is from the annotation of a GenBank genome assembly.